AUGCUUCCCUUCAGAUGUGCUUCGCGGCUUUGUUCACGAUCAUCUUCUUUGGCUUUGAGGAGGUCCCCUCAUAGUCUAUAUAAGCUACAUGACAUAGCAUCGUCCUUGGCCUUUUUCGGCCACAACCGGCCACUAUGGAACCAAGAACAACGGAAACAGCACAUGGAUGAGCUUUCCAAAAAUACAGACUUCUUGCAUACCCAAAAUAUACUCUUGCAGAAGAAUCAGCAACGACUCAGCAAGCAGAAGAUUUUGUCGGAGGCCACAAAUUUUUACGAGCGCUUCAAGAUUAAAACCAAAUGGGUUUUGAUUCGGGGCAACCGCCCCUUUAGCACGGAUGAGAUAAGCACGCUCUUUUCGUGGCUUGUUAUAUCUCAGAUAGUUUGGGUCGUUUUGGGAACCACGACUUUUGUGUCUCUGGUGCUGUUUACGUUUAACACAGUCUUUGCCAAAGAAAUGGUGGGACAGAUGGUGGGCAAAAUGAUCAACGAAUACAUCGAGGGCGUUGACGUUUGCUUCCAAGACGCCCUGGUGCCCGAAUGGAAACGCGGGUGUAUCAGUUUCAAGCAAGUGGAAAUCAAGAGCACGCCCAACCCAGCUACGAGUUCCAGCGAUGAACCCGACUUCAGUUUUGUGCUAAAUUUUAACCAAAUUGACAUCACACUUUCGUUUAGGAAGUGGUUUCGCGGCGAAGGGCUAAUCAGCGAUCUUUCUGUUUACGGCAUGAAAGGCGAUGUGACGGUGGGUGACGAUCCGCGCCAUAAAAAACUAGUCUCUUGGUUUUCAAACCAAAAAUAUCAUUUACAAAGAGUCAAGGUUCGCGAUUCUCGCAUAAACGUUCUGGACAAAGGGAUCAACCAGCAAUAUCGCGUUUCCAUUUACAACAUGGAUUUACCCCAGUUUAGACUGAGAUGGGCUUUGAUAGAUUUUUUCAACGCCAACGUUGUGACUGGUGCUGUCAACCAUUCAUUAUUUAGCAUCCACAAGAGACAGCACAAACUAGCGUAUUUACAGGAUUUCGAACAUGACCUUUCCCCUUGGAAACGCAUCACCAGGCUAAGGUUGGACGAGAUUUGCAUAAAAGACUUGGGACUAGACAAGAGCAAUGCUUUCAACUGGAUGGAAGAUGGUCAAGUGGAUAUUAUUGCGGACUUGAUGCUGCCUGAAAUUCCAGAAGAGCAAGGUCUCCAAUGCGACGAAGAAAACAAGUACAUUGUGAUGGAUCUUAAAUUCAAGUUCAAGGACUUGACCGCACGUUACCCUUCAGAAGAGCCUCGUUUGGCGAACGGGGAUACCAUAGCAACUCUGGAAGAGCUGAGACCAAUAAUAGCCUUUAUCAACACUCAGAGGGGCCUUUUUCAUUCCUUUAUGAACAUUCAAAAUUCCAACUCUGCUUGGGAUAGCAUGUCAAACAUCUCAAUUAAGAAAAGCAGGUCCUAUCCUGACACAACGGUUAUCCCAACGACCGCAAAAUGGCCUGAGUAUGAAGAUUCCGAACGUCCAAGCCAGGAGAUUAUAAAAUACCAUGAUCAACCUAAACACAAUAAUAAUGAAAUACUACUAAGGUCCAGAAUAGUCAAGAACAUUGAUGAGCUACAGGGCCUUGCUCUCUUCAAAGAAACUGGUUUUUACGAUACUCUGAGUACGGAAAUCCAUGUGGACCUCAUGAGGAUGGUUGAAGAAUGGGAGCACAAAAAGAAAAGCGACUGGGUCAAAGUCUGGGGCACCACGGUAGCCUCUCAGUUAAUAAUUUUAGGUCUUGGCGCCAUGGUGUGA
Molecule: messenger RNA, 1776 nt
Organism: Lachancea dasiensis
Lineage: Eukaryota; Fungi; Ascomycota; Saccharomycetes; Saccharomycetales; Saccharomycetaceae
Source: the annotation of a GenBank genome assembly